Messenger RNA from Penicillium expansum, 1329 nucleotides. Its product is annotated as NAD(P)/FAD-dependent oxidoreductase. The coding region runs from base 1 to 1329 and encodes 442 amino acids. The record is from RefSeq and is a predicted model, not a curated record. Gene Ontology annotation, molecular function: oxidoreductase activity. Lineage: Eukaryota; Fungi; Ascomycota; Eurotiomycetes; Eurotiales; Aspergillaceae. The transcript is spliced from 4 exons. Gene Ontology annotation, cellular component: cytoplasm.
AUGUCAUCCAACUCCAAUGCAAAGCCCUUCCCCCGCCCAGCAGCGGGGUAUAGCCAACCAUUUUGGCGAACGCAACCAGAUGUCCUCGAUAAGCAUCAAACCACACCAGAAUUGCCAGAGGAGACUGAUAUUUUGAUUAUCGGUGGAGGUUAUGUCGGAGCUUCGGCCGCCUAUCGCUUGCUCGCAGAGAAUCCGCAAAAUCCAACCCCCCGGGUGGUGCUGCUUGAGGCUCGGGAGCUGUGCUCUGGUGCCACCGGGCGCAAUGCUUUGUUCACCGAACGAUACGGCAUCGAAGCAGCGUUGGAGAUUGUACGGUUUGAAAUUUCGCACUUGAAGAUCGUGGAGGAGCUGGUUCGAAAAGAGAAAAUUGAUUGUGAUCUCACCUUCACCCGCUCUUAUGAUAUCUAUCACGAUGAAGCUCAACUAAAGAAGGUAAAAACCUUCUACGAUUUCUUGAUCGAACAGGGACUGGACUUUAUGGAUGAUGUUAAAUACCUGUCUCAAGCCGAGACCCGAGAAACGGCGUAUGUUCGAGACGCCAAGGGAGGCUUCAGUUUUCCAUCAGGCCAUCUCUGGCCUUACAAACUCGUCGCCCAUCUCAUUCGGGUUGCCGUUUCUCACGGCCUGAACCUGCAGACGAAUACACCUGUUUCUGCAAUCGGGGAAACUCCAAACGCAAAUGGAUUCUGGCCGGUGACUACCAGUCGUGGCACCAUUAACGCGCGCAAGAUUAUCCUCGCGACCAACGCGUUCACAAGCGCCUUGGCCCCGCAAUAUUCGAAAGCUAUCAUCCCCUGCAAGGGUAUCUGCACCCAGAUUGCCGCGGCACCUGGUGCACCCCACCAGGAGCUCUCUGGUACUUAUUGCACACGGUCUGGGCCGGGGGCGGCUGUUUAUCAAAUUUCCCGGAAUGACGGGACACUCAUUAUCGGCGGGGCGGAGAAUCUUUUCAAAGAUAAUCGGGAGGAGUGGUAUGAUAACCCAGAUGAUGGGAAAUUGAUUCAGGUUGCUGUGGAUUAUCUCGAUGGGCACAUGCAACGAAAUUUCCUUGGGUGGGAGGAUAGCAAGGCGGAAAUCAAACAAGUCUGGGCUGGUGUCAUGGGAUACAGUAAAGACUCGUUACCUCAUAUUGGUGGUAUUCCGGGUAAACCGGGUCAGUUUAUCGCGGCUGGAUUCCACGGCCAUGGUAUGCCUGUGGCAUUCUUGUCUGGAAAGGCUGUUGCAGAUAUGGCGCAGAACUCCGUUGCAUUUGAAGAUACCGGUUUACCCAGAUUGUACAAGACGUCACUUGCUAGACUGGAUCCAGUUCAUGAUGAUACUAUACGCUAG